AUGGCCGCACCGACAAUUAUCGAUGAGCUCGCCGACUUUAGCGCGUGUGACUGCUCGGAUGCUCUAGUCAAGCUCGGCGUGGCAGGCGGGGGCUUCUUGCCCGGUCCCUCAAUGUGGUCCCCUCAACGUCAAGAAGGGACGACUAAAGUCAUUGGAAGGGCGUACACUGUGCGGUAUGCGCUGCUGAGUAGCGCAGAGGACAAGGUGCCUGUUCACUAUAUUGACACUAUCCCCCAGGGCGCUGCAGUGGUCAUCAGUGCACCCUCUACUAUCCCCAAUGCGGUGUAUGGCGGUCUGAUGUCCACUCGAGCCCAGGCAAGCGGCGCCGCUGGCACAAUCGUCCAUGGCCGUGUCCGUGAUCUCCACGAGCAUCGCGCACUUGGCUAUCCAGUCUUUGCUUCCGAUGUCGGUACUGUCUCGCCGUACGAGAACGCCAAGGUCGUAGCGGUCAAUCAGAAGCUCGAGCUCGUCAGCGAGUACGGUACGACCAUCGUCGAGCCGGGAGACAUAGUGGUGGCGGAUAUAGAUGGAGUCGUCGUGAUACCUCGCAGCGUCGAGGACCAGAUCAUACCACUCAUGAUCCGACAGACUCAGGCGGACGCCAAGGUGGCUGAGUCGAUCAAAGCGGGGAUGACCUUCGUCGAGGCCAGCAAGAAACAUCGGGUCUAG
Molecule: messenger RNA, 669 nt
Organism: Dioszegia hungarica
Lineage: Eukaryota; Fungi; Basidiomycota; Tremellomycetes; Tremellales; Bulleribasidiaceae
Product: ribonuclease E inhibitor RraA/Dimethylmenaquinone methyltransferase
Exons: 4
Coding region: 1-669 (222 amino acids)
Source: RefSeq, a predicted model, not a curated record